This is a messenger RNA of Umbelopsis ramanniana AG, 2036 nucleotides long. RefSeq lists its product as uncharacterized. The record is from RefSeq and is a predicted model, not a curated record. Gene Ontology annotation, molecular function: zinc ion binding. Bases 114 to 1859 code for a protein of 581 amino acids. The transcript is spliced from 9 exons. Lineage: Eukaryota; Fungi; Mucoromycota; Umbelopsidomycetes; Umbelopsidales; Umbelopsidaceae.
GGGAAAUUGUGACUUGUUUUGUCAAAAACUCCUGCAAGCUCAAGCCGGCACCUCGAUCUUUGGUUUCUUUCAUUUUAUUCUCGCCCGAACUUGAUGUCUUGUAGCAACGAAUCAUGUCAACGGAACCGAGUGAGGAAUCUCAAUUACAAGAAUCAGCGUCGUUAGAUAGCUCAGUGGUUACACCAAAUAACCCAGCUAUUGAGCUCUCGCCUUCCGAGAUAAAUGGCGCCAAUUGUUCGGACAAAUAUGAUUUGAUCAAGCAGAGCAUCAAUCAAUCAAUUCCCCCGGAGGAGCAGAGAAUUUUAGACGAGAAUGAAGAUUAUCAAGCUAUGUUAAAGGCGGUGAAUGUUCUUCACUAUCAAUUGAAGCAAGCUAAAAAAGACGUGAAGGCAUUAAUAGAAAUGAAAGAAAAGGCUAUCUCAGAGCCAUUUGAAUUUGUAAAUAAGUUGAAAAGAAAGGUUAAACUGGAUAUACCUCCUCUACAAAAAGUGGUGUGCGUUCAAGAGGUGGAUUGGAGUCGUUUCCAAGUUCCACCUGAAGGACGAGUUGCUCGUCAACUUGCAAAUCUGGCUGGUUCAUCAGCGCGUAUAUCGCCUCAUGAAAGGAAGGCUCUAUUUAAGAACAUUUUGGAUAUGCCUUCGCCAAAUGUACGGAACUCACCUACCCCAAAUUCGUCUCACCAAAAGAUAACAUUGGAAAUAGAGAAGGCAGCUCGCGCGAUGGGAUCUGCUGGAACAACACAAUCGCGAGCAACCUCGGUAUCAGAUUUAUCUGACAAGGAUUCGGAUGAUGAGCCUUUGCUCAAAGGUCACAAAGGGAAGGGUAUAGGCAAGCGGCGGGCGUCAGCUGUAGGUUUGUCAAUGCGCCAUCUGCAAGAUCCGCCAUCACCAGCAGCAUCCACAACGUCUAAUCAGCUUAACGAUGAGCUAACACCAAAAUCACUAUUGGCAAGAGCAUCAUGGCUUGCGGAGUCAUCUCUCGACCAUAGUAAACGAAGGACUGGGUCUCCGGAAUCCAGCAGUCGAGCAUCAACUACAGCAGGAGACAGUGGUGAUGAUGAAUCGAAACAUGUGACACAUAAUCUACCUUGGUCGGACGAUGAACAGAAGCGCUUAGAGGAGUUGUUGCAAAUAUUUCCAGACGAACCUGUGCAGGCACAGCGAUUCAACAAAAUAUCGGCAGCACUCGGGACAAGAACGCCACGUCAAGUAGCUAGUCGUGUACAAAAGUAUUUUAUAAAAUUGGCCAAGAACGGCUUACCAGUUCCAGGGCGCAUCACAAUACCGCCUUCUAGUUUGCCUAAAACGCAAAGACCUAAUAUCAAGUCCAAGUCUGGAUCCGAUUUCAAAAAGCCUAGACCAAAGGUUAAGCUCGAGACAGAUUCGCCGAUCAGAACUUCAGGAACAAGCUAUAAUGUACACAUUCCUGGUGAGGUCGGAAGUGUUAGGGUUUCUGGGGCUCGUUACAUCACUGCGAAUCCCACGCCGUCUGUUAUGAUGACCGAUAAUGAUUUCGACGGUUCGUCUAUGGUGGGAUCUCUUGCAUAUUCAAACACUGCACAAGGUGGGUUCACGCAGCCCACCGUCAAUGAAAAAGGUGAAGCCAUUCAUUAUGGAUACGCGUGCGAUUCAUGCGGUGAUGAACCGAUAGUUGGGGUUCGAUACAAGUGCAUGGAAUGCGAUGUUAGCGAAGAAGUCGAUUUGUGCGAGAAAUGCCAUAGUAACGGCACUUUUACAAACGACCAUCAUCCAACCUCUCAUCAAUUUGAGGCAAUCACAAUCGCGGAUCCACUUCCAUACUACGCUGAUGAUGAUUAUGCUGGUGACAGUCAACUAGGAGAAUUCGACUACCUUGGAUAACAAAUUACCCCUUGCCACAGGAUAAACAUCAAAACGCCACCAUGUGUUGCCUGCAUUUUUUUCUAACGUUGGCACAUUCCUAAAAACGUGGAGGCACAGCAUGCAGCUUAUUGGCAACUUUCUUACAUGUUUCAAAAGGGUUAUUUUAUACACAGGAGAAAUUUUUGAUAACGGGAU